Notodromas monacha is the source of this 564-nucleotide messenger RNA. Lineage: Eukaryota; Metazoa; Arthropoda; Ostracoda; Podocopida; Cyprididae. The record is from the annotation of a GenBank genome assembly.
AUGCUGGAGGUGAUCCUGGCUUGCGUUUAUUGCUCUGGCAUUGCCGCAUCCGCACUUCUCAGAUCAGAUUACGAUGACUUAUGCUCGUCUGACAAGGCCUGCGAAUCUGGAUUCCAGUGCAUCAACAAAAUGUGCAUUGAACUUUGUCUAGAGCAGAGUCUUUGUCACCCAUCAGCUCGGUGCUACGUACUGAGCACCAAGCCCGUGAGGACCAUGAUUUGUCUGUGUCCACCGGGAACAGUCACUGUCAAGCAGGACGGAAGUUGUAUCACAGCCUGAGACUAAUUUAGCAACAACAACAAAAAAUACAUGUGCAUGUUCGAGGGGAAUUGAAGGAACAACAAGAAAAAAUAAGGCUCAGCAUUUAUACACUAUACUCUUUCAGGUCAUUUCGGAAGCCAGAACACAGCUGUAUAUUCAUAUACUGUAUGAAUCAAACUUCUCAAUUCUUUGUCACGCGCCAGCACACAGAGAGACUGUGCCAUAUAUUGUUUUUAAAAAUGUAUAGAGUUCUCUCCUCUAUAUUUGGAUUGGAAAUACAGUGCUUGGCAUUUUAUAGAUGCA